Parascedosporium putredinis is the source of this 1179-nucleotide messenger RNA. Lineage: Eukaryota; Fungi; Ascomycota; Sordariomycetes; Microascales; Microascaceae. The record is from the annotation of a GenBank genome assembly.
AUGAUGAACCGCGCCAUGUCUUCCACCCUAUUACCCUUUCUCUACCAGACGCGCACCCUGCGCCGCGCCAUCCAGCGUCCGCUCCGCCUCUCCCUAUCCUUCUCCGGACCACCGCACCUUCAACCCCAGCCACGACAACCUUUCCGGUCCGCCCACUCGGGUCCUCCGCGCCGGCCGAACCGCUCCGCCGACGAAGAAUCGAUUCCCUUCGAGUUCGGGCCCGACCAAGCCGAUGCCGCCGCCGCCGCCGCGAGGCAGAAGCAGCGCCAGACCUCGACCAUGACUGACGCCGAGAAGCGCGUGUUCGACGAGAUCUUUGGCGACAUCACCAAGCGCCGUCGGCAGUUUGGCAACCCGCUCCCCGGCGUCGUCCCCAGCGAGCUGACCGUCCAGGAAACCACGGGCAAGAUACGGUCCGUCACCCUGCCGGGAAGCGCCGCCGACGUCGAGGAGAAGGAGUGGACCCGCGAGGAAAUUCUGGCCAUGUACCCGCCCGCCCUGCGCCGCGCCGCCGAGAGCGCUUUGGGCCUGCAGGAGGACGACGAUGGGGGUAUCGCCUUUGACGACGGGUAUGCCGCCGAACUAGGCGACGAGCACGACGACGCGGGAGGGGCUGGUAUCGAGUCCGGCUCGGAUGCGGAGGCGGUUCGGGGUCGUGAGGAUGCCCGGGCCGCCGAGCGCGCGGCGUUGGUGGCGCUGCAUCGGGAUGAAAAGGCCCGGGUGGUGGGCGCGAUGCAGCAGUGCGCGUCGGACGUCGCGCUCUGGCAGCUCAUGGAGAGGGAGCACGGCCCUCUGUACUCGGUGCACCUGCUCUCGGGGCUCCGCCUCCUGGACCGCGGCUUCGGCAAGCCCUCGCCCCUGGCGCUGGCCGUGCUACCGCGCAUCCUGGAGCUGGGCAUGGCCUCGUACGUGCUGGGGGUGUCGACGCGCUUCUACAACGAGCUCAUGUCCAUCUACUGGUACCGCUACGGCGACACCGACGAGGUCAUGCGCCUGCUCCGCGAGAUGGAGAGGGCGGGCAUGUCGGCCGACGGGCAGACGCUGCGCCUGCUCGACGUCGUCGUGGACGCGCUCGAGGGCGCGGAGGAGUACGAUUCGAUCAUGGUGUCGAAGCUGAAGAAGAGGAGGGCGUGGGUGCUGGAUUGUAUGAGGGAGCGGGCGGAGGAGCUGCCUCUGUGA